This is a messenger RNA of Spea bombifrons (plains spadefoot toad), 1879 nucleotides long. RefSeq names its product RAN binding protein 3 like (gene RANBP3L). Gene Ontology annotation, biological process: protein export from nucleus. The coding region runs from base 249 to 1832 and encodes 527 amino acids. Gene Ontology annotation, cellular component: nuclear pore; cytoplasm. The transcript has 15 exons. Lineage: Eukaryota; Metazoa; Chordata; Amphibia; Anura; Pelobatidae. The record is from RefSeq and is a predicted model, not a curated record. Gene Ontology annotation, molecular function: GTPase activator activity.
UUAGAUCCCAGCCAGAGCUCCCAUAUACAGUAACUCCAUUUAUCCGCCUCCCAGCACCCUUUCAUUUCAUCUGCUGAUCGCUCCUCGCCUCGGAAAGGGUGAAUUCCUAAUUCUUUUAGCAGGGGAAUGAAUCAUAAAGCAGAUCUGCUCUGCUGCUGCGUGAUCUGGGACAGAAUCCGCCUGAUUUUAUUACUCUUCGGUGUACACAGGCAGCUGCAGCUCUUAGUACAUUGCGUGAAGGUCUAGUUAUGAGAAAUCAGCAGACUUCAAUAUUCAAAGUGAACGUUUUCUCCGCUCAGAUAGAACCUUUGUGUGGAGAUUCAGAGGCAAGUUCUCCAUCCUUCCAUAAAGCAACAAGUGAUAGGAAGAAAGCCAGUAUGUGUAUCACCGCAUCAAACAGAGAAGGUGACAAAGGCAACACUCGCCAUGUACCUUCCAAGCCCUCCGGAGGUCCUGGGCAGAGCUGCUCCGAGUGCCAGCAAGACCCCUGCAAAGAUAAAUUAAUGCUUCCACACCCAUUAUUGAUGCUGGAAAAGAAAGAACGGCCGUUUAAGAGACACGCAUCAGAUCUGGUCCUGAAUGCUGAGUAUGGUAUCUGCAUGUAUCCCGAGAAAAGAGUACGAUCCUCUUCAUUCACCUUCCAGCCGUCCUACUCUCCACCCCACAAAGGUAAUGGCGUUUCGGAGAAGCGUGUGCGUUCCUGCUCCUUCACUAUGCAGCCUGCAUUUCCACCAUCGCAACCAGCAUUAAAGAACAAUGUGUUCAUGCCUUCAUCUCUUCUGCAAGAACAUCAGAAGAAAAGCACAACCAGUCCAGAGUCUUUGCAACCCUGGAAUGUGAUUAAACCAGCAACACUGCAGCCCCCAAAAGUCUCCCUUUGUCAGAAUGAGAAACCAGACAUGGCUGGAAACGAGUUAACGUCAGACCAAGCCAAACACAAGCUGGAGAAAUGCAAUAUGGCAACAGAAAAUGCCAGCAAAUCAAAAAAUGGUAUCGGGCCUACGUGUAUUUUGGACAUAAAGAACAGAAGUCAGCCAUUUGCACAGUUGUCGGACAGAAACACGUGUGAUUUUGUCUUUGGAGUGGACAUAGAGAAGAGAGUCAUGAGUGCGCAGAGACCUGAGCUGAGUGCGUUCCAGAGCAAGUGGGAAGACACCUCCUCGCGACUACACCUAUCUCUCAGGAGUUGUCCUUAUCAGAAACCUUGUCCUGAUAACAGCAGAAGCCUUGUGGAAUCUGCUGCAGCGUAUUCAUCCAGACCCAGCGUAAAGUAUGAGUUGGACCAGGUGGAGAUCAUAACAGGGGAAGAAUCCGAGCGCAAUGUGUUGCAGAUGAUCUGCAAGCUUUUCGUGCUAAAUAUAGCCACCCAAACAUGGACCGAACGUGGCAGGGGAUACCUUCGACUCAAUGACAUGGGCUACAACGACAAUGGGAUGUUCAGAUCCCGAAUAGUGAUGCGAAAUUACGGCAGCCUGAAACUCAUCUUCAACAGUAUGAUCUUCGACCAGAUGAAGUUAGAGCGAGCCAACAGGAAGAGCCUGCGUAUCACCGCCACCGACCUGAUGGACAACAGCAUAAAGGUGUUCCUGAUACAGGCCAGCGUGAAGGAUGCAGGACGUCUGCACGCCGCCAUCCACCACCGACUUGUCGCUUUGCGCAGCUACAGAGAUAGAGAGCAGCAGCUGCGAUCAACAGAAUCAGAGGCUGAUACAAAUGUAUACCAGCCGAACAGUGACAGCGAAGAUGAAGACGAAGAUGAAAUGACUAUGUUUCCCAGCAACAUCUCUGACCACCACCAGUGGAUCCGCAGACAGCCCGUCCUCUAUUCCUGACAAUCAGCUCACGCGUUAAGCCGGUUCCGGACGUGCUGCGUAGUGAC